Monodelphis domestica (gray short-tailed opossum) is the source of this 3139-nucleotide messenger RNA. RefSeq names its product cytidine/uridine monophosphate kinase 1 (gene CMPK1). Gene Ontology annotation, molecular function: ATP binding. The record is from RefSeq and is a predicted model, not a curated record. Lineage: Eukaryota; Metazoa; Chordata; Mammalia; Didelphimorphia; Didelphidae. Gene Ontology annotation, biological process: pyrimidine nucleotide biosynthetic process; 'de novo' pyrimidine nucleobase biosynthetic process.
AAGCCCCGCCCCCUGUACAAGCGGUGCCUCGCUUCCCCUGCUCGUACGCUCCCCGUAAGGCCCCGCCCACCUCGCGCGCUCCCGCGCUUCUCCCUCUGGUCCUGCCCUGCUGGCCAUUCGCCCUAGCGCCCCGCCCCGUGCUCCUCCUCCUUCUAGGCAGCCUGAGACUUAGUCCUCGGGAGUCGAGGUUUGGCGCAUGCUGAGCUGCUGCCUUCGCCUCCGUGUCUCCGUGCCGGGCCUCGCGUUCCCGCUACCCUUCCUGCUGCCGCCGUCUCGGGCUCCGGGUCCGAGAGUCCGCCGCCUGCUCCUUCCAACCUUCGACUUCAGCUUCCGCCAGCCUCUCCUUAUGAAGCCGGUCGUUGUGUUCGUGCUGGGCGGGCCCGGUGCCGGCAAGGGCACCCAGUGUACUCGCAUUGUGCAGAAAUAUGGCUAUACGCACCUUUCUGCAGGAGAUCUUCUUCGUAAUGAGAGAAACAAGCCAGAUUCUCAGUAUGGCGAGCUCAUCGAAAAGUACAUAAGAGAAGGAGAGAUUGUGCCAGUUGAGAUAACCAUCAGCUUGCUAAAAAGGGAAAUGGAUAAGACGAUGGAGGCCAAUGCCCAGAAGAAUAAAUUCUUAAUCGAUGGGUUUCCACGAAAUCAAGACAACCUUCAGGGCUGGAACAAGACCAUGGACGGGAAAGCAGAUGUCUCUUUCAUUCUGUUUUUUGACUGUGAUAAUGAGAUCUGCAUUGAGCGCUGUCUCGAGAGGGGCAAGAGCAGUGGGAGGAGUGACGACAACCGGGAAAGCCUAGGAAAGAGAAUUCAGACCUAUCUGCAGUGCACUAAGCCCAUUAUUGACCUCUAUGAGGAGAUGGGGAAAGUCAGGAAGGUGGACGCCUCUAAAUCCGUGGAGGAGGUGUUUGGGGACGUCUUGAAGAUCUUCGACAAAGAAGGCUAAUGUCCCUCUACCAAUCAUGCCCGACCCUCGCUUGGAUAGCUGCUACUCCCAUCGACUACCCUUUGUUUAAAGAAAUUUUAAUCUUUUUGUCAUUAUGUCUCGAUGGAUGACUGGAAAAUAAAUAGGAAUUAAGUGAAUUGUUUUUUUACAGCGGCCAUUUUACAUGACUGGUAGACCCUUCGGGACAUUGCUUAGUCGUAGUCCAGGCCUGACCCCGAAGAGAAGGCCCUCAGCCCUCCUGCCCUCCUCUCUCCUGCUGUGCCUUCCUUCGGGAGCGAAGCCCGCCGUGCCGCCCGCGCCACGCGUGUAGAUCCUCUCGUAGUGACAGGACGUUAGCAGGGGCCGUCGCCGACGGCUUUUCUGAGCCGCGAGUUAAAAAGCAAUUGCCACCUGCUGUGUGGAUCUGUGGACCAAAUGUCAGGAAUUUUUUCAUGAAGUCACUAUUUGCUAAUUUUUUUUGGGGGGUGGAGUCAAAUGGGCAAGUAAAGACCCGGAGUUGUUUUCAUGUUUGUUACUUAACUAACUAAGAAAUCUGACCCGGUUUGAACCACCCUGGCUGUUUGCUGUGGAUCGUAGUAGAGAGGGGCCCGAGCCAUGUUCCUGGGCUGUGGGAAACCUGGAUUGAGUCAUGGCAAGGGGCACGGCAGCGGGGAGGGGGACGCGUCCCUUCUGAUUGACUCUUCUUGAUUCAGAGGAACCGGAGCAAAAUUCCUUGCAGUGACAAACCUGAAAACACAUGUGCUGGGGGUAAGGGAAAACGGGAUUUUCAGCAGUUUGAUUUUUGUUACAUUUGGGAUACCUGAAGUUAGGUCUGGUCUAGGCUGGAGGGGGCGAAAUUCUCUUAAAGGCAAAAUUUGACAUUUGUAUUUGCUUUCUUGGUACAUUCAUUUUUUCAUCAUUUUUUUGUUUAAAAGGAUUUUCCCCCAAAUAAUUGUACUUUGGUUUGUUCAAGAAAACAGCAAAUGAAUAUAUUGUAUAAGAGUUUGAUUCCAUCUUCAGAUAUUUUUAUGGAGAUGGAACGAUUUGGAAUGAAUGAGUGAGCCAUACCCGAGAAUUCCUAUCGAGAGAAUCACUGCGUCCUGCCCUUGUCUAGUCCACCCAAAAUGGGACGCUCUGCCGGCGACACCUUCCUUUGGCAGGCUUACCUACAGCUCCCAGUUCCAUUCCCUCCUCCUCCCCUUCAGCUGCUGCUUGUACAAAGAGCACCUUCUUUACGUUUCCCAGAGCUUCUGGACGCCGUCCGGCUCUCUGCCCCCAGCUGAUGUGGGAAGAGGCGUUUUGAUUAGAACAGCUGAGAACUGACUGCAGCUCAGCUGUGUGGCCGUAGUCGCAUUCUUGGGCAUGGUGGGGAGCUGGCUUCUCUCGGAUUAAUUUUCCAGGUGAUAGGAAGCCCAGUGCCCUCCUCCCUGCCUCCAUGCCAGUGCUGGGGGGAGGCUUCAUGAUUUUGGCUUCUUAGGAGAGAGCCGGGGCCGCAGAAACCCCUUUUCUACCGAUUUAGCCAAUAUGAAAGAACCUUCCUGGGGUUCGUGUUUGAAUAUCCAGUCAAGUGAAGGUUGAGAGGGAGCUCAUAGAGCUGCAGAGAGAGACAGACAGAUAGACAGACAGUGAGAGAAAUUGAGAGGAUGAAAGAAAGAGUGAGAGAGAGUGACAGACAAACAGAGGAUGGCAGAGAGAUGGAGAAAGAGAGGAUGUGAGAGAGAGACUGACAGAAGAGAGGAUGGCAGAGUGAGAGACAGAGACCUGUGGAUGUUAGGAAGGCAAUCUCGAGGGUUCAACUGCUAGGGCCGCAGAGAAGGGCUGCCUUGUUUCCUUUCAUCAGAUAUUCUCAAGCUGAAACGCAGAAACCGAGUAAUAGCUAAAUUGGGUGGCUGUUCUUUUGUUUGUUUGUAAGUAGAAAAAUGUGUUGGCACUGUUGAGUUUUGGAGCUGAUUGAGCCACAUCUGACUUGGCUACUCUGGCCAUUCCUUUUGUUAAAGAUAGAGUCACCGUGAAGUUCAUGUGGGUUUCAAAAAUUUCUCAUUUGGAGUCUUUUUUUCUUUCUUUUUUUUUUAAACUCUUAGCCCAGUGCCUGGCAUAUAGUAGGUGCUUAAUAAAUGUUUAUUGACUGACUCACGUGCGAUUGUUAUUUCUAUCUGGUGAUGUUAAAGAGUGUGAAUUAUUUAAACAGUGAUAUCAAUAAAUUUGUGCUGUUGCCUUUGCUAA